UCUGGACAGUCUCUGAUCAGUGAUGGGCUAGCAGGAGGGCAGCUGUGCCCCUCCCCAAGCUGUGGUCUGGUUCUGGAGGAUGAGAGGGGGGUGUGUGGUUAUGCCCUGGGCCUUACUGACGCCACAGCAGCUGCACUGAACAACCAGAGAGCGUUGCCAGGGGACUUCCCUUCCAUGGUAACCAUGCAGCUCCACCCCCGGGUUACAGACCCCGCCCCCGCCAGACGUAUGAUUGGCAGCCUGCUCUCGUUGAUGAAGACCAGUGGUUCCAGAGGUGUGUUCUGUGAGCUGAGGCAGGGUGACAGGAGGAUGUUUGAUUUAUACUCUAAACUGGGCUCCUUCACAACGCUCAAAAUGGCAGGGCUGCCUCAGGACGUCAUCGCCAUGGGAACCAGCUUGUAAACAAAGAU
This is a messenger RNA of Salvelinus sp. IW2-2015, 410 nucleotides long. RefSeq names its product protein O-GlcNAcase-like. NCBI's taxonomy places the organism in Eukaryota, Metazoa, Chordata, Actinopteri, Salmoniformes, Salmonidae. The record is from RefSeq and is a predicted model, not a curated record. Bases 175 to 402 code for a protein of 75 amino acids. The transcript is spliced from 4 exons. Gene Ontology annotation, molecular function: beta-N-acetylglucosaminidase activity. Gene Ontology annotation, biological process: glycoprotein metabolic process.